AUGGUGCCAUGGCGUUAUUUCAGGAGAUCCGGGGAGCGUCUUUUGCAGCUCCUUCUGCUGGCUGUUUGCGUAUUUGGCUUAUACACGAUUUUCCACGGUCCAAAGUCGCAAUCACUGCGCUCAGUGAGGUACGAUAGGGGAGAAUUUGCGGGAGCGUUUGUUGGAAGUGCGGCUCAACAGAUACAGAUGAAAGAUGGCGUCGAUCCUUUUGCACAAUAUAAGCAUCUCGAUAAGAAGGACUGGCAUGAUUAUGAAGCGAUGAAAAGCGAUGCGGCAAGGGUAGGUCCUGGAGAAGGUGGCAAGCCGGUGGUCAUUCCAGCUGAUCCUAAGAUCAAAGAAGAGCAAGAUAAAUUAUAUCGAGUGAAUGGUUAUGAUGCGUAUAUUAGCGAUUUGAUAGCGCUGAAUCGUUCAGUCAGAGAUAUUCGACAUCCAGAAUGCAAAAAUAUGAAGUAUAUCGAGCGGCUGCCAAGCGUUGCAGUGAUAUUUCCAUACCAUGAUGAGCACAAUUCAACGUUGCUGAGAAGCGUCUAUUCAAUAUUAAAUCGAUCACCAAAAGAUGUGCUGAAAGAAAUAAUCCUUGUUGACGAUGCGAGCACAAAGCCGUUCCUCAAGGAACCACUUCAGCAGUUCCUCAUAAAUGCUCAUAUCGAUCACAUUGUGAAGAUUGUACGAACUCAGAAACGAGAAGGAUUAAUUCGGGCGCGACAAGUUGGCGCCAGACAUGCAACAGCAGAAGUGAUGGUAUUUCUGGAUGCACACUCGGAAGCCAAUUAUAACUGGCUGCCACCUCUUAUUGAGCCUAUUGCACUGAAUUACAAGACUGUGGUAUGUCCAUUUGUGGAUGUAAUUGACUGCAACACGUAUGAGUAUCGUGCCCAGGAUGAGGGAGCCAGAGGCUCGUUCGAUUGGGAAUUCAAUUACAAACGUUUGCCUUUGACAGAAGAAGAUCGAAAAAAUCCAACGCGUCCGUUCAAAAGUCCUGUUAUGGCUGGAGGAUAUUUUGCAAUCAGUACAAAAUGGUUUUGGGAGUUAGGAGGAUACGAUGAAGGGCUUGAUAUAUGGGGCGGUGAGCAGUACGAACUGUCUUUCAAGGUGGGUAUAAAAUUUCCAUCAAAAAAUCGCUCCCUAAUCGACCUAAGAGUGUAA
Molecule: messenger RNA, 1146 nt
Organism: Gongylonema pulchrum
Lineage: Eukaryota; Metazoa; Nematoda; Chromadorea; Rhabditida; Gongylonematidae
Source: the annotation of a GenBank genome assembly